CCAACCCCAGCCAAUCGCAGCAUUGGGAAAUCUCUCGCUCAGCAUCUCCAUUCUCAAUCUUCACUUCAACCUCACCUCCAUCACCACACCCGCCAUCUGCAUCCCGCCGCAGCCACGAUGCCCGCCCUCGCCACCACCACCCGCGCGAUAGCCCGCUCAUGGACACAGCACUCGCUCCCCGUUGCCCGGGCGGGCUGCACAGCAAUGCAGACCCGUAACGUCUCCGGCUCCGACGCCACGUCCUCCUUCGACAGCCCCUUCAGGGGUGCUGGCAGAACCACCCAGAUCCCUUCGUUCGGCUCGUACAAGAGCAAGUCGAAGAGCGAGGAGGGCCCCAAGCUCAUCUCCUACUUCAUGGUCGGCACAAUGGGUGCCCUGACGAGUUUGGGCGCAAAGGCUACCGUACAAGAUUUCCUCGUCAACAUGUCUGCUUCCGCCGAUGUCCUGGCCCAGGCCAAGGUUGAAAUCGAUCUCGCUGCCAUUCCCGAGGGCAAGAAUGUCAUCAUCAAGUGGCGAGGCAAGCCCGUCUUCAUCCGACACCGCACCGAGGGCGAGAUCAAGGAGGCUGAGGACACCAAGUGGGAAUCGUUGCGCGACCCCCAGCCCGAUUCCGAGCGUGUCCAGAAGCCCGAAUGGCUGGUUAUGUUGGGUGUCUGCACCCAUCUCGGAUGUGUCCCCAUCGGCGAGGCCGGCGACUUUGGCGGCUGGUUCUGCCCCUGCCACGGAUCCCACUACGACAUCUCUGGUCGCAUAAGAAAGGGACCCGCCCCUCUCAACCUCGAAGUCCCCGCAUACGAUUUCCCAGAGGACGGCAAGGUGGUCAUCGGUUAGACGUUCUGAACAGCUGUAAAAUAGAAGGCAGAGAGGCAGUGCGUUGGAAGUUGGAGAAAGCCCGACCGAGACGGAGCUGUGUCGAUAGUAGCAAGCAUUCAUCCAUUUUCCUUU
This is a messenger RNA of Periconia digitata, 945 nucleotides long. The record is from the annotation of a GenBank genome assembly. NCBI's taxonomy places the organism in Eukaryota, Fungi, Ascomycota, Dothideomycetes, Pleosporales, Periconiaceae.